Brenthis ino (lesser marbled fritillary) is the source of this 2016-nucleotide messenger RNA. Lineage: Eukaryota; Metazoa; Arthropoda; Insecta; Lepidoptera; Nymphalidae. The record is from the annotation of a GenBank genome assembly.
AUGAUUUCAAUUGCUGACAUCGAGCUGAUAGAAAAUAUACUAAAAUGGAAUUCCACACCAGGAGCAGACGAAAUGUUAAUAGACAGUACAAAAGAAAAUGUGAACUUCUCAGAGAAUGUGUACCAUACAAUAAAAAGUGUAAACGAAAAUAUUGCAAAUAUUUGCAACGAUUCUAACGAUAGGAUAACAAAUUUAACAGAAUUUAGUGAUACGGCUGAUGAAUAUGAUAUUUUUGAAGCGAGUGUUAUUAUAAUAUUGUUUCUUUUAAUAGUGGUAACUGUUAUAGGCAAUACAUUGAUAAUAUCAGCCGUAGUGACUACAAAGAGACUAAGAACAGUUACGAAUUGUUUUGUUACUAGUUUGGCGGUUGCUGAUCUUUUAGUUGGUAUAUUUGUUAUGCCACCGGCUAUAGCAGUCCAUAUAAGUGAGCAUUAUAAAGACGGUAUUGGUUAUAAGAGAAUUGAAUUGAAUUUCUUGGCGGCAAGUGUAAUGUUAAUUUUAACGAUAAUAGUGGCUGUUGCGGCGGCAACGGAAAUAGAUCCCGCCGCACAACAAAUUAUUAUAUUCAAGGAAAAAACUUCCGGUCCCGUCGGUAUAUUAACCACUAGCGCAGGAGCUCCAGUUGAACGUGAUGAAGCUUUAAAUACUUUAAACACCAGGCUGAUUUUCAAUGAAUAUUUUAUGGAUACUAUGACUCAUCUUGUACGUGAAAGAAUUCCCGAAAGAUUAGUACAUGCCAAAGCAGGAGGAGCAUUUGGAUAUUUUGAAGUAACACAUGAUAUAACACAUAUUUGUAAAGCAAAAUUGUUUAGUAAAAUAGGAAAGAGAACACCUGUCGCAGCCAGAUUUUCCCCAGUAGUUGUAGAGAGAGGUGGCAGUGACACAUCUCGAGAUGCUCGUGGGUUUUCUGUCAAAUUUUAUACAGAAGAUGGUAACUUCGAUAUUGUUGGAUUUAAUACACCUAUGUAUGUGUACAAUGACGCGCGUCUCUUCCCAACUUUCGUUCGUGCUCAGAAAAAGAAUCCAGCAACAAAUCUUUUUGACAGCAACACUUUUUGGGACUUUUUAACGUUGCAACCUGAAAGUUUACAUAUGUUUUUAUUAGUGUUUGGUGAUCGCGGAAUCCCGAAUGGAUAUCGUCAUAUGCCGGGAUUCGGAAUUCAUACGUACCAAGUGGUAAACGAAUAUGGUGAUAUUUACUUUGUGCGUUUUCACUUUACACCUGACGCUGGAAUUAAAAAUUUAAGAGCUGAACAGGCAAGGCAAAUUGGUGCUGAAGAUCCGGAUUAUAACACACGAGACUUAUAUAGAGCUAUUGGAAAAGGUGACUUUCCUUCGUGGACGGUUAGUAUUCAAGUACUAACUCUCGAUGAUGUAAAAAAUAGUGAAAUAAAUGUGUUUGAUGUAACAAAUACAAUUCCUUUAGGUGAAUUCCCAUUACACCCAGUUGGAAAAUUUGUAUUGAAUAAAAACCCAGUUAAUUAUUUCGCCGAGAUUGAGCAGCUAGCUUUCAGUCCUGCUAAUUUAGUUCCAGGGAUUUUAGGGGCUCCGGACAAAGUUUUUGAAGCGCGUCGCUUGGCAUACAGAGAUGCUCAAUAUUAUCGUUUGGGGGCCAAUUUUAAUAGAAUACCUGUGAACUGCCCAUUCCAGACUUCAACAUUUACUUAUAAUAGAGAUGGUCGGCCUCCAUUAAAAGAUAACGAGAAAGAUAUUCCUAAUUAUUUUCCUAACUCUUUCAAUGGUCCUGUUCCUUACAUUGAUAAGAAAAAGUCUGAGUUAAUUGAAAUUGUGGAAUGUGAGCCAAAUAAUUUUAAACAGGCAACUGAAUUAUAUGUAAAUGAGAUGACAAGUGAUGAAAGGACUAGGUUAGUCGAAAAUGUUCUAUACAGCUUGGGUCCGGCGGCUUCGUGGUUGCAAAAGAAGGCAGUAAAAAUUUUUUCACUCAUACAUCCAGAUCUUGGUUACCGAAUAGAACAAGGGCUACUCGCAAAUGUUACCAAAAACUACGAUAUAUAU